AUGAAUGAAGCUCAUGUCUGAGACCUUCUGGGUGACUAAUUUAUUUAGUUUUUGUCCUCCAGUUUUUCUCUGUGAAGUUUUUUGCUGAGAAGCAGCGAUAACUCAGCAGAUCCUCUGCAGAAAAUCAGACGAGUUUCUACAACAGAAAGUCAUUGCAGCUCUGAUGAAACCGAUAAAACCUGCAGCCUCUAAAUGCAACAAAGAGGAUGAAGAUGAUCUCCCUGCUGCUCCUCAUCCUCAGCUCAUGUCUCUGUGCAGCAACAUUUGUAGUGAAUGUGACCCAGAGCAGCUAUGAGGCAGAGGAGAACCACAGCAUCACUCUGGAGUGGACCUUCACCACCAGGACUCAGGGAUCCUACAGGGAACUGUUCAUCUACUGUGAAGCGAACACGGAUCAUGGAGUUUUAGUUCUCUAUCAGGUCCAUGAAGGAGUUGAGAUUCCAGAGUCUCAGGAUGAUCAGUUUUCAGGACGAGUCCAGAGUGACAAAGACGUCCUCAGAGAAGGACGAAUCAGACUCCAUGUGUCCAGACUGAGGACUGAAGACUCUGGUCUGUAUCUGUGUGACGUGAAAACUGAAGAUGGAUUCAACUCUGGAAGAUGUCGACUCAACGUUACUGGAAAAACUGAAGAGUUUUCUAAAACCUUUUGGUCCAUUGCACUGAUCAUCAUCCUCUCCAGUCGUAAUGUGGGUGUGGCUUUAAACUACAAGAACCGAAAGUUGGAUCUGUCUCUACGUCAGUUUCAGCUUCAGCUCAAAGCGAGUCACAACACUGGUAGUAAAGGGAAGUCAUGGCGCUCUGGAUUGAAUGUUGUGAUGGCGCCCCCUACUGUUAAAUGA
Messenger RNA from Poecilia latipinna (sailfin molly), 839 nucleotides. RefSeq lists its product as uncharacterized. NCBI's taxonomy places the organism in Eukaryota, Metazoa, Chordata, Actinopteri, Cyprinodontiformes, Poeciliidae. The coding region runs from base 207 to 839 and encodes 210 amino acids. The record is from RefSeq and is a predicted model, not a curated record. Gene Ontology annotation, biological process: positive regulation of T cell proliferation; cellular response to lipopolysaccharide; negative regulation of T cell proliferation. The transcript is spliced from 6 exons. Gene Ontology annotation, cellular component: external side of plasma membrane.